Lachancea mirantina is the source of this 570-nucleotide messenger RNA. NCBI's taxonomy places the organism in Eukaryota, Fungi, Ascomycota, Saccharomycetes, Saccharomycetales, Saccharomycetaceae. The record is from the annotation of a GenBank genome assembly.
AUGGCGAUUCAAACCAUUUUGGUUAUAAACAAGUCUGGUGGGUUGGUUUACAAGAAGGAAUUUCUCAAUGGUGGACACCGCCUAACGAGUAAUGAGUAUUUGGUGUUAGCCGGGACGUUACAGGGUGUAAUAGCGAUUGCUGGUCAAUUGACUCCCAAGGCUCUGCAAAUCACGAAAAAUUCAGGUAUUAAAGACGUGACAGAUCAAGAAACUUUGGUAGCAUACGCUGGACCUCUGGGGAUUUUGGAGUCGCAAGAUAUGGGUAGUUUCAUGCUACCGGACUAUUUUACAGAAAGCUUUAAAAGCUGGAACACAAGUGGCCUGAAACACAUUACGACAGAUCAACUUUCGCUGUUUGUGUUUCAAUCACUCACCGGUGUGAAAUUGGUCGCAAUCAGUACUCAGAAUUCUAUCAGCAAUGUGGCCGUCAGUAUAGCAGAAAACUUGCUUCGCAAAGUUUACUGUCUCUACGCAGACUACGUGAUGAAAAAUCCAUUCCACGAAGCCGAAAUGCCUAUAAAGUGUACGCUUUUUGACAAGAAAGUGGCUGAAAUGGUAAGCAGGCUGUAG